Molecule: messenger RNA, 642 nt
Organism: Didymodactylos carnosus
Lineage: Eukaryota; Metazoa; Rotifera; Eurotatoria; Philodinida; Philodinidae
Source: the annotation of a GenBank genome assembly
AUGGUUGCUGCGUCUCAACGCAUUAAAACAACGUUUUUGAAUUGUGUUAAAAAAACGGAGCUGCAAGAAUUAUCAAACGACGAAUGUUUGUCACUAAUUGAUAAACUAUGUUGUGCGCUGGAUGAGUUUGAUGAUGAGCCAAAUGAAUCACUCAACCUGACAGAUGUCGCGGUGAAUCAGGAUGUUUUGUCGCAUACAUUAUUGAAUAAAAUACUUGAUCAAAACGACUUGUUGGUGAAAACUUUAUGCUCGCAGUAUUGUCAACUAUGGCCUACUCAUGCUGUUGCUGCUGUUCCUUCUCUGAAUUCUCAAUCUCAAUCAACGUCAAAAGCUGUUACGAGUUUUGCUUCGUCACCAUCACAAUUCAAUCACUCAUCUUCGCGACCGUAUCUACACUAUUGCCGAACGCAAUUUGAACGGAAUUUUGAUCCUCUACUGAAAUCAAGUCUUCAAGCCAUACAAAAUGAUGACAUUAAUGAGUUUAAUCAUAAACUUAUUCAGUCAUCUACAGCUGUUAGCUUCGAUAUAAUUGAGUGUAAUUUCACAUGUGAUAUGAUCAACAGCAGCGGAAUUCACUUGAACGCUUUUGGGACUGACACAUUAUCGAAUUGUAUUGAUGAUUAUUUGAAAACUUGUGUUUAA